UUGGUUUUCAAGCUUUUACACUUCUUGGAUCACCAUUGAUCUUUCUCUGAUUCUAAUAUUCUCAAGUAUUAAUCAUGGGAGAUGCAGCUGUUUCGGCUCUUGUGAGGGAUGUGAUAGGGAGACUGACUUCUGAACUUAUCAAAGAGUUUGGUCUACUUCGGCGAUUCAAGGGCGAUAUUUUGGCUCUCAAGGAAGAUUUCGAGCAGAUCCAGGCUGUUCUUGAAGAUGCAGAAGAGAAACAAGUCAAGGAAAAGGCUGUAGAGUUAUGGCUUCGACGUCUCAGAUCUGCAUCCUUGAAGGUUGAAGAUGUGCUGGACGAGGUCAAAACUGAAGCUUUGCUACGAAGUCUACAUAAAGAACUAGGCAUUAAAUACAAGGUAACAGUCUUAUUCUCCAAAUUUAAGUUUCGUGUUAGGGCUGCUCAUAAAGUUAAAGCCAUAAGAACAAAACUGGAUGAUAUUUCAUCUAAGAGACUUAAGUUUAACUUGACUGCUAGUGACACGAGUCAUGUAGAUGUGGGAGUUAAAGGUGAGAUGCCGAAUAGGGAAACGAGCUCGCUUAUACUUGAUUCUUCAAAAAUUUUAGGAAGAGAUGAAGAGGUGGAGAUGGUUAUAAGAACAAUAUGCAACAAAGAUAUAGGAAAAUAUGAGAAUGGUGAGAUUCGGGUGUAUGGUAUAUGGGGUAUGGGAGGUCUAGGAAAGACUACUCUAGCUCAGUUAGUCUAUAACCAAACGAGUGUUGCUCAAUAUUUCGACUUACAAUGUUGGGUGUAUGUCUCUGAAAACUUCCAAGUUAAAGAGAUAAUAAAAGCAAUCAUCACAUCCAUAGAUAAAAGUGAGUGUACAGUUACACAUCUAGAUGUGUUGCAAGAGACCCUUCAAAGCAAGUUAAGGGAAAAGAAAUUUUUAAUUGUACUAGAUGACGUUUGGGCUGAAGAGAACGAAAAGGAAGAGUGGGAAAGGUUAAGUGGAACAUUAAGUUGUGGGGCAGAAGGAAGUGUUGUUGUGAUGACAACAAGGUCAGAGAGAACUUGUCAAAUGAUGGCUAAGGUUGGCGAGCUACGACAUCAAUUGGGAUGUUUAUCAGAAGCGAACUCAUGGUUAUUAUUUAAGCUGCAUGCAUUUGCACAAGGAAGAGUGGGGGAUGACGAACGUAAGCUAGAGCCUAUUGGAAGGGAAAUAGUUGUGAAAUGUAAGGGGCUGCCUUUGGCGGUGAAGACUUUGGGCAGCUUAAUGUGGUCAAAAAGUAGUAGCAACGACUGGCAACGUGUGAAAGACAGUAACAUAUGGAACUUACAAGAAAAUAAUGUCUUGCCUGCUUUAAAGUUAAGUUAUGAUAACUUGGCUCCACAUAUAAAGAGAUGUUUUUCUUAUUUUUGUUUGUUUCCUAAAGGCCACAAACUAAAAAAAGAUGAACUGAUCUUGUUGUGGGUAGCAAACGGUUUCAUUCCGCCCAAAGGAGAAACAGACUUGUAUGUGAUUGGGGAAGAAAUUUUCAGUUGUUUGAUCUGGAAAUCCCUCUUCCAGGUUGAGAACGGAUUUCGGGAUGGUAUUGAUACAUGUAAAAUGCAUGAUCUAGUGCAUGACAUGGCACGGCAUGUAAUGAGACAUGAUUGUUUAGUUAUAGAGCCUGCUUGUAACAAGGAUGGAAUCCCAAAUGAGGUGCUUCAUUUGAGCUCGUCAUGUCCGGAUGAAAAGUUAAUUUUAUCAUCUGAGGAUUUAGGAAAGUUAACAUCAUUAAGGUCAAUAUUCAUGUUCGGGGAGGGGGAUGAAGAUUGCAUUACUCAACUUUUCAACCACGUGUAUGUAAGGGUAUUACACUUGGCUCUUACAAAGUUAAGGACAUUACCAGAAUCAAUUUGUAAACUCAAACAUCUGAGAUACUUGAAUUUAUCAAGUUCAGAUAUAGAAGUUUUACCUGAUUCGAUUCUGUAUCUCCAAAACUUGCAAGUGUUGAUUUUAUGUUAUUGUAGGAGAUUGCAUUAUUUGCCUGAAUCGAUUUGCAAGCUCAGAUAUCUGAAAUACUUGACCUUACUAGGCUUAGGAAUAGAAUUUUUACCUAUCGGCCUAAAAGACAUGAUUAGCCUUCAAUGUUUGGACAUCAAUGAUUGUUAUUCACUCCGACAUUUGCCGUUUGGAAUCGAGAAACUAACUAGUCUUCGAAUGCUUUCAUGGUUUCCUGUUGGUAAGGAGAGAGGGGCCAAAAUAAGUGAAUUGGGGGAUUUAAAUCUUCUUGAGGGGAAGUUGGAGAUAUACGGACUUCAGAAUGUUGGAGGUUUAAGUGAGGCCAAGAGUGCCAAUCUCAUAUGCAAAACAAAUCUGUCAAGUUUGGUGUUAGUCUGGUCAAACAGUGGUACUAUCAUCACAGAAGAAAGUACACCAGAAAUGUUUGAAGAGGUUCUUGAGGGAUUAGAGCCAAAUCCAUCUUUAGAGAUAUUGAAAAUGCGUAGUUACAUGGGAAAGACCAUUUCUCCAAGUUGGAUGGACAAUUUAAGGAAUUUGGUUGAAAUCCAUUUCUAUCGAUGUAGGGAAUGUGAGCAUAUUCCACCACUUGGGAGACUCCCCAGUCUUAGGGUUAUUCAGUUGGUGAGCAUGGAUUCUUUGAAGUAUUUUCAUGAUGAUGAUAUAAACAUGUCAGUAGACAACAACGAUAUGUUUAAUUGUUUACAAAGAUUAAAGAUCAGCUGCUGUUGGGAAUUAAUUUCUUUACCAGAUAAUCUUCCAAAACUGGAGGAUUUAGAAUUAGAAGAUUGUCAGAAAUUGAUUUCUUUACCAAAUAAUCUUCCAAGCAUCAGAAAGAUGAAAUUUGAAUAUUGUAAUGGAUUACUUUCUCUACCGGAUGAGAUUCAGAGUUUCAAGGAUCUAAACAAACUUGAGAUACGUUUUUGUAAACAUCUAUAUAAAAGGUGUGAAAGAGAGAAGGGUGAAGAUUGGCAUAAAAUUUCUCACAUUCCCGAUCUAAGUAUUCAAGCCCCAUUCUCUUGGGAUGAUGAAGAAGAGAGUGACGAAUGAUGAUUGGCGACUACACUUGGCACUCUAUACACAAGGAUCAAAUAUGGAUGAUGUGAUUUGUUGAUAAAUACAAUGGAUGGAAGACGUGGUAUCUGUAUGCAAUUUCGGACCUUAGUAUUUUACUUCAUUUUUAUCAUCUAAAAGUAUUUAGACAUUAAUUUGGAUAUUGUUGUUUAUUUUUAAAAUGUUGGAUAUUGUUGAAUUGUGUUGAGAAAUGUUAUUUAAACUUUAAUUUGGA
This is a messenger RNA of Helianthus annuus (common sunflower), 3249 nucleotides long. Its product is annotated as disease resistance protein RGA2-like. Gene Ontology annotation, molecular function: ADP binding. Lineage: Eukaryota; Viridiplantae; Streptophyta; Magnoliopsida; Asterales; Asteraceae. The coding region runs from base 75 to 3011 and encodes 978 amino acids. The record is from RefSeq and is a predicted model, not a curated record. Gene Ontology annotation, biological process: defense response to other organism. The transcript has 3 exons.